Molecule: messenger RNA, 495 nt
Organism: Peronospora matthiolae
Lineage: Eukaryota; Oomycota; Peronosporomycetes; Peronosporales; Peronosporaceae
Source: the annotation of a GenBank genome assembly
AUGACUUCGGCGGCCUGGUCUCCCACUUCCCAAUUGGUCCCCCGAGCACAACUCGCCAUCGAAUCGUUCGAGAAGCUACUACUGCAGAUCAUGCAAACAAGUCGUGUCAUACUACUGGCGGCCGCCGUGUUCCUCGCAUCUACAGAGGCAGCCAGCGCAGUCCGAGUCGCUAAUCCUUCGUCCGCUGCGGCCGAUGUCAAGUCCGUUGAAACGGGCUUAUUAAGAAAGCUGUCAGACAAGCUGAAUGGCCUCCUCGAGAGGGUCGGUCUUUCUAAGAGGAAUGUCUAUGAGGACCACCUCAGAAAAAUACUUGACGAAAAAUAUAAUGGAUUCGCGCUGAAAAACAUGAUCGCGUAUUUGAAAGGUCAAGGCAUUGAAGGGGAGACACUUGAACAAACAGCAAAGAAGGCUGCACGUGCUGAAAUCGUAGAAAAGCUGGCAGAGGUCUACGUCAGCAAGCAAGUAGCGAAGGGUGGUGAAGUGGUAGAUGUAUAG